Quercus lobata is the source of this 2246-nucleotide messenger RNA. RefSeq lists its product as uncharacterized. The record is from RefSeq and is a predicted model, not a curated record. NCBI's taxonomy places the organism in Eukaryota, Viridiplantae, Streptophyta, Magnoliopsida, Fagales, Fagaceae. The coding region runs from base 645 to 1139 and encodes 164 amino acids. The transcript is spliced from 4 exons.
UAACUUUUUUUUUUAGUAUAAAUAUGCGUAAUUUUGGUUCAUUUCUGUUCUGAGUUUUGCCUUUUUGAAUCAAAAUUUGGGCCUUUGAGCAUUUUUUUUACUAAGUGGGUAUCAGUGAGAUUUAGUUUUAGGGUCUUUGAGACUUUAGAGGCUUUGAUCAGUGUAGCUUAGCCAAAACUUAAAAAAAAAAAAAAAAAAGUAUGGAGUUAUUUUUUAGGAAUUUUUUUUUGAAAUAUUAAUGGAGUUUUUUUAUUAAGCUUUACCUUGAGUUUGAUCAGGGAAUAUAGUGACGCAUGAAUUGAUGUGAUAUCUCAUGCGAAUAUGGUUAAUUUUCUCUCUGCAUAGAAGUGGACUUGUCUUUUGUAAUUCUCAUUUUCACAUUACUUUAGGCCAUAAACAGUGUUUUAAACAAAUAGCUCUCUCUCUCUAUCCCUCUCUCCCUCCCUCACGCUCCCUUUUAUCUUUAUUUUAUAUUAUUUAUUGUAGGGGAACAUGAAGCUUACCUGCUUUUAAGUAAAAAAUAACAUCUGUGUUUGAGCUUUAAUUUUUUUGGUAAGCAAAUGUAGGAGUGAUUUAUAUGUAUGCAAGGUUUUGGGUGAUUAGGAUUACAAUCUUCUUGUUCUUUCCUUAUUUGUGUAGAAUAUAUGGCGUUUAAAAUGAAUGGGAUUCAGAGCGGGAAACCUUACACCACUGAGAAACCCGUCCCAGGAUGUCUGGGAAGAAUGGUGAACCUUUUUGAUUUGAGUUCGGGCGUUGCUGGAAACAAGAUGCUUACCGAUAAACCGCAUCGUGAUGGUUCUUCGCUCUCAAGGAAUAGAUCAGAUGUGGCAAGGACAUGGAGUCCUCUUGGAGAUCAGAUAGAGAAAAAGAUGGCUCUUGUUCGUCAAAAAUUCAUGGAAGCAAAGCGACUCUCUACAGAUGAAAGGCUUCGCCAAUCUAAGGAAUUUCAAGAUGCAUUGGAAGUUUUAAGUUCCAAUAAAGAUUUAUUACUGAAGAUUUUGCAAGAACCAAAUACCUUAUUUUCCCAACAUCUAUAUGACCUGAAGUCUACAAAGCGUACCACUGUUCUUAGGCCUUCGAAGAUGGUUGAUAAUGACAAAUUUGUUGGAUCAGGGAAGAAGAAUGAUAAACAAAGUUGAUGAAAGUCCUUUUCAACCAACUAGAAUAGUGGCAUUGAAGCCUAGCCCUGGCAAGAGUCAAGGCAUCAAGGCUGUUGUUUCUUCACCUUCCUUAUCACCAAAAAUAUUGCACGGUGAAAGCUUUUAUGAGGAAGCUGAAGACACUGAAAUAUUAGAAUCAAGGGAAAUGGCAAAGGAGAUCACCAGGCAGAUGCGUGAAAAUUUGAUGGGUCACCUAAGGGAUUGAGACUUUCCUUUCUUCUCUUUUUUCCAAUGGCUACACUGGUGAUGAGAGUUCAUUUAACAAAUCAGAGAAUGAGUAUGCAGCGGGAAAUCUUAGUGAUUCUGAAGUCAUGUCACCGUCUCCUAGGCAUUCAUGGGAUUACAUCAAUAGGUUUGGUAGCCCUUAUUCUACUUCAUCCUUCAGCCGUGCAUCAUGUUCUCCAGAGUCAUCAGUUUGUAGAGAAGCAAAGAAGCGACUCUCUGAAAGAUGGGCCAUGAUGGCAUCACAUGGGACUUCUCAAGAGCAAAGACAUGCCCGGAGAAGCUCUAGUACUUUGGGUGAGAUGCUUGCUCUUUCAGAUAAAAAGAAGUCAGUGGGAGCUGAGGACAAGGAUAGUAAUAAAGAACAAGAACCAAGGGAAUUAGUCUCAUGUGUAAACCAAUAAUUUAAAUAAAGAAGAAGGUGUGGUUGAUUCUCCUAAAAAUCUUCUGAGGUCAAAAUCUGUUCCUGUGUCUUCUACAGUGUAUGGUGCCAGGCUCAAUGUUGAAGUUUCUGAUAUUGAGGUGGUCAAAACACAUGUUCCCAAGGAGCUGACAAAAGCAAAGGGCAUGAAAUCAUCAUUCAAAGGGAAGGUUUCAAGUUUAUUUUUCUCAAGGAAUAAGAAAUCGAAUAAGGAUAAAUGUGCUGCAUCUCAAAUUAAAGAUUGAAGCUAAUUUUGCCUCCUCUGAAACAACAGCAUCUCCAUUACAUCCUCAUGGAGUGAUUAGUGAUGAUGCCUCUCAACGUGGAAAAUUUUAAGUUGUUAGACUAGAAAAGAAAGUUUACUUCUUACUGAAAUCACAAUUGAGCAAACUUAUUAUUUAAGUUUGGGCAAUAAUAUGUCAAGCGAGAGUUUGUAAACUUUU